GAUGAAGUUGAAGUAAAAUAGAUAAUUGAUUUAAUUAAAGCACCAAGGCACAAUUUUCGAUAGGAAACAUUUAUUUUAAACUUUACGAUCACUUUAUCGUUCAUAAAAAUUUAUAUUUUAAGCAAAAACUAACGACUUGUAAAAUCGACCACUUAGAAUAUAAGUCGAACAACUCGAUUUUUUACAAAACCGUUUUAUUCGGAUUUUUGGGUAAUUCUUUAUACUCCUUAACCUUCCCUGUACUGUAAAUAUUAUACUUGAAAGAUAAUUAUUUUCAAACUUAAAGUUAUAGAGAUUUUAAAUCUCAAAAAUCUUUUUUUUUUGUUUCCCUCCUUUAAUCCCGGUUAGGUCUUAGGCAACAAGCCUAUUUUGACCGCUUGCCCAAUAAAAAUAAAUAACUAAGUAAAUAAAUAGAUAAAUAAAUAAAUAAAUAAUCGCUUAAUAAUAAAUAAAUGAAUAAAACAUACUUCGUACACAUAAACACUUCUUUGAGUGAAUAAAGCUGAUUACCAAUGAAUUUAAACGUUAAUUCUGUUUCUCUUUACGAAUUUGGCUAUUAUUUUCAGUGGUCCAACUAGCUUGCGCUCUAUACUCAAUGCUAAUAUGUCCCUAACCUGGAGGUUAGAGUUAGAGGGCAAAGCAUUGCACAAGCUAACAAGCUCUUCUCUACCAUCCCUGAAACGAGGACAUCUGAAGAGGACAUGAUCAAUGUCCUCAUACUUGCCACAGUAGAUCUCACAGAGUGGGUCCUCGAUAAUAUUUACUCUAUGGAAAUGGGCUUUAAGGACCAGCGCACAAUAAUUUUUGUUUGUAAACAAGUUUUCAAAGUUUUCUAUGAGAGUGAACGAGAUGACUAGAUCUAGAUUUCGUUCGCUUUCACUGAAAUGCCAAAAAUAUGUUUACAAAACAAAAGUUAUUGUGUGUUGGGCAUAAGUUUAUUGAGUUUGCAUAAGUGAGUGGUUUGAGUUCAAUUUACUUAUAGUGAAAAUGGUUUCCCUAUUUAAAUCUCCAAUCAUCUUAAACCUAGAUUGUGUAUUACAAUCGGGUAAAAUUGAAUGGCAGUAUCUUCCGAGGUCGUCCACGUUCCAAGCCAUCUUCCACUGACACAGACACUCCCACCUGGUCAAUGCGAACCAAUCUUCCAUUCUUGUUACUUCUUCUUGGACAACUGACGAACGCGCUCCCUGCCUCGCUGCUGCAUCCGCCAUAUCAUUGCCGACAUCUCCUACAUGCGAAGGAACUCAAAAAUCUUAUAAUCUGCAUGUAAAAUCUCAGCUUCAAAUCCAUUCAAAUCGCUCUUCUGUAAAAUUUGCUUACAAAAAGAUCAAUGAAUUUUAAAGUGAAAACUUUAAUAAAUUUAACAUUAAUACUGGACAUGCAAUCAUGUAGGCAGGAACGUCAAUUAAAAAAAGGCAAAGUUUGACGAAAAUUGCUUCUAGUUUGUAGACUCCAUUAUAAGAUACAACAGUGUUUCUUUUUUAAUUUGCAAAAUAUUUUGAAGAUGGUGAAAAUAAGAAUCAGUAUAUCUUCAAGUACUUUGGGAUUAAUUCUUUCGAUAUUUUACGCGAUAUAUCGCUGUUGGGGUCGUGUAAUAAAUAAAGUAAAUAAAUGUGGCUGUCAAGCAGAAAAACAUUAUUGCUCUGUACUUUGGUGUUGCGUUUUAAGUUGACCAACAGGGCAAUGCAUCACGCAAAUUCCGUAAAAACACUCGCCGACUUUGGAUAUGGUUUCAACGAAGCCGGCCAAUUGAGGCAGAUAAAUCCUGUCAGUGGAACUCUAACUAAUAAGCCAUUUGAAUUUGCUAUAUUUGAGAAGAAGGCCCACAAUCAGAAACGCUAUGAGGAAUUGGGAGAAGUCAUUACGGAUUAUGUUUACAACCUUCUGGAGGCAAGAGGGAUGAUAAAGCUUCCCAUUCCUGUUGAUGCACCUCUGGGAAGUGGCACCUUCAUUUACUCAACCACUAGAGAACUUUGCCGACCAGAGAAACUAAUGAUUCUUAUCCAUGGAAGUGGAGUUGUUAGAGCAGGCCAGUGGUCGAGAAGCCUCAUUAUCAAUGAUUCUAUUUGGAGUGGUACGCAGCUCCUGUACUUAGAGGAAGCAAGAAAGCAAGGAUAUGAAGUUAUUAUAACCAACACAAACGACAACUAUCGAGACGAGAAAAGCAUUCCCGGUAGCGAAGACUCAAUCUCGCAUGCGAUGUACGUCUGGAAACAUUAUAUCAUUCCUUCAAACCCAAAGGCUGUGGCAAUUGUGGCUCACAGCUAUGGAGGAAUUGUGACGAUGGAAUUAGCUAAGAAGCACCCUGCAUUCUUCAAGGAUAAGGUCUUUGCGAUCGGUUUGACGGAUUCUGUGCAUAUAGGAAUAAAGGGUUUGAAGGAUUUCAAGGAGCAUAUUAAAAAAAUUUCGCGAAAUUGGGUGCGUUCGGAAAAGCCACUGGACACGAAGCUGGAGAGUGGAGAUCCCAAUGAUGUCCCUCACUAUUCUGCUGGACAUAUGCAGCACGAAUACACGUCGUCUACGUGCAUGAGCGCUCUGUUUGACUUCUUCAAAGAUCGCUAUGAAGCUAGCGAACGGCGUGAGAUGUGAAGUUGUGGGGGCUUUCGGAGUCGCCCCAUUUGGGGUUAAACGAUCAAAGGUCCCCAAAAAAGUGUAUGUGGCGUGUAUGCUGAACAUUGAUUUGAUAAUAAAAUUAAUAAGAUACAAA
Molecule: messenger RNA, 2704 nt
Organism: Phlebotomus papatasi
Lineage: Eukaryota; Metazoa; Arthropoda; Insecta; Diptera; Psychodidae
Product: FAM172 family protein homolog CG10038
Exons: 7
Coding region: 1609-2586 (325 amino acids)
Biological process (GO): regulatory ncRNA-mediated heterochromatin formation
Cellular component (GO): nucleus
Molecular function (GO): siRNA binding
Source: RefSeq, a predicted model, not a curated record